AUGCCCGAAAAAGUCUACAAGAAGUUUGGGGAGGAAGCGACAUCUGCCGAGUCGCAAAAGCCAGAUAUAAAGGUGGAGGAGAAACAGCGACCCUCUGAGAAAAGUUCUGGAUUAAAUGGCACUGCUUUAGCCAAUGGCCUGAAGCGCUCACAAGAUGGAAACCCUAAACAGUCCAGGACCAGCUCACCCCAGAAUUCAACUUCGCAGAUCAAUAAGCCAGAGAAACGAAAGGAACACGCGGAUCACGAUGACAAUGGGAGGGCAAGAAAAUCACCUAAGCUGAAUGGCGUGGAAAACAAGCGGAUGCAGGAACAGACUGGGUCACGGCCUCAAUUCGAGAACAAAUCGAACAGCCAUGUCGGAGAUAGACCUCAAUACCAAGGGCCUUCACGAAAGGAUCUGGAAAGAAAUGCGGCUGUACUCGAUAAAACGCGGAGAAAGCUUCCAGUGUGGCUAAAGAAGAUGGACAUUCGAUGGGGGUUAAGACACCACGAUAUCUUGCUUCUCAAUGGAGAAACGGGUUCCGGAAAGAGUACCCAGGUUCCGCAAUUUCUUUAUACAGAGCCUUGGUGUGUAAGACAACCAGUCGUGAUUGAAAAAGAGGAUGGCAGAAAAGAGGAGGCUAAAGUUGGAGGAAUGAUCGCAAUUACACAACCUCGAAGAAUUGCUGCAAUCACCUUGGCACAACGUGUGGCAGCGGAGAUGGGUCAGCCUUUGAAUAAAGCGUCGAUCAAGAAAGAGCCUGGCACCGUUGGCUACUCGGUUCGUUUUGACAGCAUGGUUCCAAAAGAUGCAAAGAUCAAAUUCGUGACGGAGGGUAUAUUGCUACAAGAAAUGCUAUCGGAUCCGCAUUUGACGCGGUAUAGCGCUGUUAUAGUUGAUGAGGUUCAUGAAAGAAGUAUGGAUGUUGAUCUCAUUCUUGGGUUCCUGAGGAAUAUAGUUCAUGGAGACUUAAAAGGACGCGGUGGAGUUCCUUUGAAAGUCAUAAUCAUGAGUGCUACGCUUGACAAAGGGGGCAUCGAAGCAUUUUUUGCAAAACCGGGAACUCAGCCUGGUUACGUUUUAGGCCACAGCUACGGAAAAGUGCUCGCAACAGAUCUGCCAGAAGAUGCCGUAAAGGAAAAUACAGAGGAAAAGUUCAAUCCAAAGCCGCCUCAUAUGAAGAAACAAAUAGGAAAUGCCAAAAGAACAACCAACGGUAAGCCGGAAAAAAUGGACGAUUCGCGUCGUUCAUCACUUGACUCGGAGUACUCAUCCUGGAGUGGUUUCAGCGAGACCGCUGAGGAUACCUCUAAAAUCACCAAUGAAGACAAAAUUUCAAAUGUUGCGAAACACACUAUGACGAACGGUGUUGACACAAAAGCAGAUGUGGGAACUCCUUUGGAUCAAGCUGGCAUUUCGCGGGGGGUCGUUUCACCAAACGGAGUAGCCUACGAGUAUAUCAGAGGUCGUCAACACGAGGUCCAGACGCUGUGCGAAGUGCAGCCUGUGCAAGACUAUCAGCAUGCAAUGCUCCAAACCAUUUUGCAAUUGCACACCUCUGAGCCACUGCCGGGAGAUGUUCUCGCAUUCCUGACCGGUCAAGACGAAAUUGAAUCGUUACAGGUCGAGCUGGAGAAGUACUCAGCGAUGCUUACAGCAAAUGUGCCAAAAAUGGAAGUCAAGCCUUUGCACGGAUCUCUGUCUCCAGAAGCUCAGCAAGAUGCUUUCGUCAAAGUUCAAAAGAAGUUUACGCGGAAAGUAGUUCUUGCUACCAAUAUUGCGGAGACCUCGUUAACAGUCGCUGGUGUUCGUUAUGUUGUUGAUUGCGGUAAAGCUAAAGUCAAGCAAUACCGCCCACAUCUGGGCAUGGAAUCUUUACUCAUAAAACCAAUAUCCAAAGUUUCCGCUAUCCAAAGAGCUGGUCGUGCCGGUCGUGAGGCUAAGGGGAAAUGUAUAAGAAUUUACACAAAUGCAGAGUAUCUAAAAAUGGAUCAGGAUGAACUACCAGAGAUUAUGCGAUGCAAUGUAAUAGAGGCAGUUCUCAAGAUGAAGGCUCGCGGUGUUGAGGAUGUCCUUACAUUCCCACUAAUGGACUCACCUGAUGUCAUGUAUAUGGAAAAGGCAUUGAAUCAUCUCUAUGCUAUGGACGCACUCGACGAGAACGGUUCACUCACCAAAGUGGGGAAACAGAUGGCUAAAUUUCCUUUACCAGCAACACACGGCCGCGUUCUUAUUGCAGCGGCCGACUCUUCAGCCGACUGUCUCUUGGAAGUCAUCGACAUCCUCGCCUGUCUCAACACCGACAACGAAAUUUUCCUCCAACCCAAAUCCGAAGAACAAAACGAAACUAUGAACGAGAACAGGAGCGAUAUAUAUCGACGGGAAGGUGAUCUCAUAACUCUACUCACGACAAUGCAGCGCUACGCUGCGGAAAACACAAAUCGAAAUGAUUGGUGUCAGAAGCAUCUCGUCUCUGUCCGCGCCAUGAAGCUGGCCUGCACGAUCCGCAAACAACUUCGUCAGAUAUGCUUGAAUGAGAAACUCUUGUCAGAACAGCCGCCAGCUGAUCCCCAGCCUUUCGAGCCGAUAACUCCGGAUAAAGCAUCGGUUGUGAUGAAGACGUUCCUCAAAGCCUUCAUCAAAGAGACUGCGAUUUUGGGUCCUGAUGGCAGUUAUAAGACGACGGCUGGGAAGGAGUCGAUUCAUAUCCAUCCUUCGAGUGUGUUGUAUGGGAAGAAGUUGGAGGCGAUUAUGUUUUUGCAACAUGUGUUUACGACUAAGAAUUAUGCGAAGAAGGUUAGUGCUAUUCAGGCGGAUUGGAUUGCGGAGCAGUAUGGUUUGUAA
This is a messenger RNA of Glarea lozoyensis ATCC 20868, 2826 nucleotides long. Its product is annotated as P-loop containing nucleoside triphosphate hydrolase. The record is from RefSeq and is a predicted model, not a curated record. The transcript has a single exon. Lineage: Eukaryota; Fungi; Ascomycota; Leotiomycetes; Helotiales; Helotiaceae. Gene Ontology annotation, molecular function: RNA binding. Gene Ontology annotation, cellular component: catalytic step 2 spliceosome; intracellular anatomical structure. The coding region runs from base 1 to 2826 and encodes 941 amino acids.